Molecule: messenger RNA, 767 nt
Organism: Malaclemys terrapin pileata
Lineage: Eukaryota; Metazoa; Chordata; Testudines; Emydidae
Gene: C1H12orf57
Product: chromosome 1 C12orf57 homolog
Exons: 3
Coding region: 180-548 (122 amino acids)
Biological process (GO): post-embryonic development
Source: RefSeq, a predicted model, not a curated record
GUGGCACUGGGGGCCCCGGCACCUUUGUAGAGGCGGUGCAAAGCCGCCAAGAGGGCUGCUUGCCUGGCCUGCAAGUCACCCUCAGCGGGAGAGCUCUACAGCCAGGGUGGGGACCCGCGCUCGUGACAGGAUUUCUUAGUGAUUUCAGCUCUUUUAGUAUUUGUCUAGCAGGCUUCCUGAUGUGCCAGGAAGCCUCUGAGGACGGUGAAUAUCAGACUCGUGUGGUUCUGGCCGAGGUCAUCAAGGCCUUCGGCUCCCCGGAGAAUGCCCAGCGCAUGGAGGAGGCCCGGGAUAACGCCUGCAAUGACAUGGGCAAGAUGCUGCAGUUCCUGCUGCCCGUGGCCACCCAGAUCCAGCAGGAUGUGAUCAAAGCCUAUGGCUUCAGUAAUGAUGGAGAGGGGGUCCUGAAAUUUGCCAGACUGAUAAAAUCUUAUGAGUCCCAGGACCCAGAGAUUGCAAACAUGUCCGGGAAGCUAAAAGCCAUGUUCCUGCCUCCAAUGACACUGCCCCCACACGGGGCUGGUACAGGGGGUGUGGCUGCCUCCUGAAACUGGGACCCUCUGCUGGCCUUCCUGGGCAAGGUCACAUGACACUCAGUGUGUGAGAAUUUUUGGCUAGUUAUAUUCCAGGACUGCUCUCCACCAUUAUCAUCAGUGUGCUGCAAUUGGUCAGAAGAGCCACCUACUUCCUGGAAGCUCUGGAGCAACUGGCUUCUUUGUGCAUCUUUGAUUUUUGUGCUUGUGAAUAAAAGCUGCUUUGAAAAUGUC